AUGGGUUUUACCGUACAAUCAAUCAUGGCAGCUUCUGCUGCAUUACGCGUACCCUACUAUCGGUUACGGUCUCGUAUUCAAGGCAAUCAUCCAAAGGCUACCAAUGGAGGCAACCGUACACUUCUUUCACCGGAAGAAGAGAAGGAGGUACUAUGCUGGGCGCAUCGCCGCAUCACACAAGGCCACCACAUCCAGCAACGCUCCUUACAACAACAUGCCAACGCGAUACUCAAAGCUACGGGCCGAGGUAAUACUACAGCUAGUGGGUCAUGGGCUCGACGAUUUAUAAAACGCUACAAACAAUAUUUCCAUCGUCGAAGGCAGUUGCCCGAGACGCAAAGCGUAAAGUCAUGCAAGACCGUGAAGUCCUCUCUCGAUUCUACCAAGACUGGAAUAGGCUUUAUGGUGGGACUCUCGGGAUACGGUCUCGAUUACUGCUAUAGAGUCAAUCUCCGCGACCGGCAGCAGUAUCCUCCUUUCCUCAUCCUUCCAGGGCACAGAUCCCGCCCAAAGGGCUACGUCAACGAUAUCCUUGCCCUCGAAUUCAUCGACCACUUCGAGCGUCACACCCGGCCCCAAGUCCCCGAAGAGGAGCGCCUUGUCUUAAUGGACGGCUGCGAGAACCACUUUACAUACGAAUUGGUGCAUUUUUGCUACCAACACAAUAUACAGCUGUUCCCGUUACCGCCUCAUGUGACUCACCUACUCCAGCCGCUUGACGUUGGGGUCUUUGGUCCCUACAAGCACUGGCAUCAACAAGUGCUAUAUCGUGAGAUUGCAAACGGAGCUACUAACUUCAACAAGACCGACUUCCUUUUCCAUCUUCAAGAGAUGCGUAACCGAACCUUUAAGCGGCCUACGAUCCUAUCAGCCUGGGAGAAAUCUGGUCUCUUUCCAUUCAACCCAAGCGUCGUCCUCGACCAGUUGCAAGAUGCGUUAUCCUCAUUAACCGACUCUGUCCGCGAACGAGAACUCCCUGGGUUCGUUGAGGAAGGCACGCCAAUAGAUGACGAUAGUAGUAACGAGGAUGCAUUCGAAAAUAUGCGCUCUACACCACAGACGCCAACUUCUCGAUCGAUCGAAGCGGUUCCAGGCGGUAGAGGGCCAGCAACGCCCGUUACAGUCCAUCGUAUUGACUGGAAGACCCUCAAAACACCACGGCUAAAUCUUCACGACAUCCACAAAUGCCAUGAAUUCAUCAGACUACGGAUAGACCUCUCUAUUGCAUCAGGUACGCCUAUUACGCCGUCAGUUGCACACGUACAGGGAAAAGUACGUAAAGCAGCGCACACCCUCGCACUCAAUGGUAUCACCGCCACGGAUGAGAUGAGGCGUCUCAAAGAGAAUCAGCUUAGACGAUCGAAACUAGCAGAAGGGACAUCGAUUGCGGCAAAGGAAGUCCGUGAAGAGGCUGCGUUUUUGCGCCGCUGGGUUAGGCAGGUUAAGGGUACCUGCCGAGAUAGUAUCUCGAAGUCAUCAAACAAGCAGCUACGGCUCCUUGGCCGCGACAAACGAGGUCUUCGAAGCUACAUGGAUAGUAUCGAGUCGAUAUGUUACCAAUACGCCGCUUUCCGUGCCCUUGGCGAUCCAGAUCGAUCGACUGACUGUCCUUUCGCUUGGAUAUGGUACAAUGACAUUACGUACAAUCGAAGCAGCGUUCUUACUUGGCCCAAAGACUACGAUCGCGAGGUCGUACAGAAAGCCGUUGAAUUGGUUAUCUUAGAGACCCAAGAGAGGUCUACAGCACGAAGGGCGCUUACGUUUGAAGUUGACGGAAUUGAGAUUACUGAAGAGAUCGUUAUUGACGGGCUAACCGAGGAAUUUGAAGCUAUUAUAAAGGAGGAAUAG
Hirsutella rhossiliensis is the source of this 1848-nucleotide messenger RNA. Its product is annotated as DDE superfamily endonuclease domain-containing protein. The transcript has 5 exons. Gene Ontology annotation, cellular component: nucleus. NCBI's taxonomy places the organism in Eukaryota, Fungi, Ascomycota, Sordariomycetes, Hypocreales, Ophiocordycipitaceae. The record is from RefSeq and is a predicted model, not a curated record. Gene Ontology annotation, molecular function: DNA binding. Bases 1 to 1848 code for a protein of 615 amino acids.